UCUCUUCCGCCAACUAUUCACUCGUCGGCGAUGUCGAAGAAUCGCGUUCUCAAUAAUUUGGCUUAAAAGGGUUUUGUAUUGCGAUGUUGCGAAUCUCUCUCUAACACAUAAGACACAUAACAAUGUCGUUCUCACUCUCACUCUCAAGGUUAGCUUUACUUCGUUCUAAUAAUAAUAUCACAACUUCCGCUUUCCUUCAUUCCUUCUCAUCUAAAUCUCGAUUCACUCACAAUGAUGUUAAUAAUAAUGUUGAUAAUGCUGUUUCUUCAUUCCAUAGCAUGCUUCGUAUGAAUCCAACCCCAUCCAUUGUACAAUUUGCCAAGAUUUUAACUUAUCUUGUUAAGAUGAAACAUUAUCCCACUGCUAUUUCCCUUUCUAACCAAUUACAAUUCAAUGGAAUUAUGCCUGAUAUUGUUACUUUCAGUAUAUUGAUCAAUUGUUACUGCCACGUCGGUCAUAUGACUUUUGCCUUUUCUCUAUUGGCUAAGAUUCUCAAGUUGGGUUAUCAGCCCAAUGUCAUAACUUUAACGACUCUUAUCAAAGGUUUGUGUUUUAACGGUAAGGUGAAGGAAGCACUGCAUUUUCACGACCAUGUGGUUGCACAUGGAUUUCACCUCAACCAAGUUAGCUACGGGACCUUGAUCAAUGGACUGUGUAAAAAUGGAGAAACAAGGGCUGCCUUGCAAGUUCUAAGACGAAUCGAAGGGAAAUUGGUCAAGCCUGAUGCAGUAAUGUACAACACAAUUAUUGAUAGUUUGUGUAAAGAUAAGCUUUUAAUAGAUGCUAAGGAUUUAUAUUCUGAAAUGAUUGUAAAGGGCAUUUCUCCUGAUGUUAUUACUUACACUUCUCUGAUAUAUGGAUUUUGCAUAGUUGGUCAAUUAAAAGAAGCAAUUGGACUUUUAAAUGAAAUGUUUGUAUUCAGAAAACUCAAUGGAGAUGUUUAUAUCUUUAGUAUAUUGCUCGAUGCUUUAUGCAAGGAAGGAAAUGUCAAAGAAGCUAAAAAUGUGUUAGCUGUUAUGGUGAAACAAGGUAUCAAACCAAAUGUUGUUACUUAUACUUCAUUACUAGAUGGGUAUUGCCUAGUUAAUGAAGUCAACAAGGCCAAAGUUAUAUUCAACACUAUGGUUCAAAGAGGAGUGAUUCCUAAUGUUUGUUGCUAUAAUGUCAUGAUUAAUGGGUUGUGUAAGAUUAAAAUGAUGGAUGAAGCCAUGAACCUCUUAAAAGAAAUGCAAAACAAGAAGCUUAUUCCUGAUGCAGUAACCUACAAUUCUCUUAUUGAUGGUUUGUGCAAAUCAGGGAGAAUCUCUCAUGCUUGGGAGCUUCUUGAUGAGAUGCAAGAUAGGGGUCAACCUGCCAAUGUGAUCACUUACAGUUCUUUAUUACAUGCUUUAUGUAAAAACCAUCAUGUUGAUAAGGCAAUUGCAUUGGUCAAGAAAAUUAAAGACAAAGGCAUUCAACCAGAUAUGUACACAUACAAUAUACUCAUGGAUGGACUUUGCAAACAAGGUAGAUUUCUGGACGCACAAGUGAUUUUUCAUGAUCUUUUGAUUAAAGGCUACAAUGUUACAGUCCGCACAUAUAAUAUUAUGAUCCAUGGUCUUUGUUCUGAGGGCUUGUUUGAUGAUGCUGAGUCCCUACUGUUAAAAAUGGAAGACAAUGGCUGUGUUCCUAAUGCUAUAACUUAUGAAAUAAUUAUCCGUGCUCUCUUUGAAAAUGAUGAGAAUGAUAAGGCAUUGAAACUUUUACAUGAAAUGAUUGGCAGUGGUCUAAUGUAAGAGGAGAACCAGUUUGAGUAAAAGUUUCAAUUGGUUCUAAUGCAGGAAUGGAUAUACACGAGCUCAGUAUUUUGAGGAUAUGAUACUUCUCAGUCCUCACUCAGCUUAAGGAUUCUUGGUUAGCAUCAGCAAAGUCUUUUUUUAAUCAACUUGUUGUUUUUCCUGUUCUACUAUUGUUUCAAUUAGUCCAAUUUCCGUUGUAAAUUUAUACUUGUUGAACAUCUGCUGUUCUUUCAAUUUUCCCCAUAUUUUGCUUGUUUAUUCUUCAUUGAAACGACCAAGCUGUGCAAAUCAUAUUCCAUCGUCUCCCAGUCAAAUGUACUAGUUAUCUCACGAGUCAUCAAUGCUAAACAUGUAAGUACUUGCUUUCAUAUAUUGAUUUGACACUUUAUGUAUUUGUAUCUUUCUCUUUUGGAUGAGCUCUUCCUUUUCUUUUACGUUUUGAGGGAUUUAUAUCAUUACUUUUUUGCCACUUCAGAACAUAAAUAAUAAUUUUGGAAGCUUCGGGGUAUAUAAAGAAUAAACACUAGGUUAACCUUUCGGCUAGCUUUACGUCUUUCAACUAUUUAAUGUAUGUAAAAUAUGUUUUACAAUUAUUUCAAUGUAACACAUUGGAUUCUAUUGUGUUGCAUUCUGUCGUGUUCACAUGAUUGUUGAUGUUUCUACAGCUGCACGGAUUAUUUCUCGUAAAUUCUGUUAUAUUCAGUAACUAAUUGUUUUCAAUUACAUUAGUUGCUAGUUACUUUAGUGAUGCAACUAAUAACACAACACUAGUUCUCUGUAUCUAAACCUCAGAACAUUAAAUUUAUAAAUUGCAAUUCAAAUUAUACUUGCUUCUCUCAUUUCUAUCUACUCAAUUAAUUUGGCCAUCUCCUUACCACCACACUCUGAACCAUCACCUUCUGGUGGACAUCAAUACUUAAUCCACCAGCAUGAUCCUAAUGCUGGCUGUGUAGUUAGACCCGCUUCUUCUCUUAGACGGAAACACAUAAGCCGGGUAGCAAAUACGGUUGGCAUGAUGAUAUGUUGAUUGGUGCACAUUUGUCUUUUAAUAGACUUGGUGUAUGUUCGAAAUCACAACAGGAGACUUACGACCGCAUGACAAUUAUGUAAUUAAUAUGAUUUAUUUAUUUUGUUGGUAGUUAUAUUUACAAAAGAAAAGGUGGACUACUCAAUGGCCUCACGAUAACUUUGAUAUUAAUCACAAUACAUGUGUUGCUGUUAUGAUCAUUUCGAUAUUAUAAUGACAUUAAUGGUUGAUUCUUUUUGGCACACUAAUCCUUUAUCUUUGCAAUGUACUGUCAACCAGCUUCAUGGUUGUUGUCAGAAUGUAUCCAACUCGAGUAUCAUAAGCAGUGGUGGUGAAGUUAAAGCGUGUUGGUCUGUUGUUAAGCUUCAGAGCUAUCAGUGUGAGUAGGUAGUUUUCUCGUCCUUACUGUCGUAGUGGCAGACUAUCUAUGCAGGAAAAACAGAUUAUAAAGGUGUUUUAUCAUAGAGGAAAGUUUUGAGUGUUGGUGCUGAAUUUCAUCGAGUGGCAGUAGCAGCAAGGGUAAGUAGAGGCUUUUCGAAGGCAAGAUGUGAAGGUAUUGUGGGAGUCAACUUGGAUAGUGGGUUUUGAAACUUAGUAAUUCCACAAGUGUUGGUACAUUGAUAGAUUGGUUGAUGAAUUUUUAGUUUUGGAUUUUGCAAGAGUGCAUUUGGCUCCAGCCUGUUAUGCUGAGAUAGAUUGUUCUCUGUAUUGCAUUUGUAUUACAUUGAUGUCAUUUAAGAUUUACAGUCUUGUCGUUAUAUUAUAGUUAGGAUUUAAUGGAUGUGUGUUGACAGUGUAAUGUUUAAUGAUUUUUCACACUCUUAAUCUAAGCUCGUUACUUUUCUUUAUAAACCUUUAUAGGUAGGAAAGGUUUUGGAAAGCAUUGUGUCUGAAAUGUAUUAGUUAGUUGAGUUUGCAUAGGGUAGAUGUACCUUGAAAUUAAAAAGGUAAGUGUGGGAGCUGGCAAAUUCAGUUGAGAGAAUUGAGUUCAACAUUGUGUCUGUUCUAAGGCGUGUCGCUUAGAAAUUGGGUCAAAGACUAUAUAAAAAAGUUGAAAAUAGAAAUGAAUUUCAUUUAAGAGUCUUCACAAUGUGUCAGUUAGAAGAGGAGGAUACUACUAAUUUGUUCAUUGAAUGUCAGUUAGAAUUCUCAUCAGUUUUGCAUAAUUUUUUCUUGUAUGUUUUUUUGGACUGCCUUGCUGCAAAGCAGAAAGUAGGAACGUUUGACAGGUUUUGGUAAUAUGAACAGUCUGGCUGUCUAGAAAUUAGAUGCAAUUUGUAGAGAAAAAAAAAAUAAUAUUAAACUUGCAUCCAAAUUGGAAACGGCAUGGAUACGGGCUAUCAAUCUAAUAUGAGUUUUGAAUGGGGUUUGUCAUGUUCCCACUCACCCUGCAGGGUUCUUGGGAUAUCAAUCUAAUUAUAGGUCAAUUAUGAUAAUUAACAGAGGUGAUGAUAACUUCUGACAGAUGGACCAGCUUGUUUUCAAAGGACAUAUGGAAGGAGAAUAUAAGCUAGCAUGAUUUGAUGUUACUACUUAUGGUUGUUGGUUGUGCUAUAGUUUGUUUAUGCCUUGCCUUUCUUGUCGUAUUUGUGAUCUUUGGCUGGUGUUUGUCAUCCGUGAUACAGUUCAAGAAACAUUGGUAUGUGAUACGUUGUCCUGUGUUAGACUUGUAUAGAUUGGUGUUGUUGAGUUUGGUACAAGUUUUUGUGUCACUGUCAUGGGUCUGUUACAAUUU
Molecule: messenger RNA, 4540 nt
Organism: Trifolium pratense (red clover)
Lineage: Eukaryota; Viridiplantae; Streptophyta; Magnoliopsida; Fabales; Fabaceae
Product: pentatricopeptide repeat-containing protein At1g12300, mitochondrial-like
Exons: 2
Coding region: 123-1775 (550 amino acids)
Molecular function (GO): protein binding
Source: RefSeq, a predicted model, not a curated record